This is a messenger RNA of Tarenaya hassleriana, 1986 nucleotides long. RefSeq names its product eukaryotic translation initiation factor 3 subunit D-like. Gene Ontology annotation, biological process: translational initiation. Gene Ontology annotation, molecular function: translation initiation factor activity. The transcript has a single exon. Lineage: Eukaryota; Viridiplantae; Streptophyta; Magnoliopsida; Brassicales; Cleomaceae. Gene Ontology annotation, cellular component: eukaryotic translation initiation factor 3 complex; cytoplasm. Bases 49 to 1806 code for a protein of 585 amino acids. The record is from RefSeq and is a predicted model, not a curated record.
UUUCUCUUCUCAAAACCUUCCACAGUUUCUCUCGACCAAAGCUUAGCAAUGGUAGUCGAUUCAUUCGAAGUCGGUGUCGUUCCCUUCAACCCUGAUGGUUGGGGUCCUCCCGACGCCUCAUCUGAUUCCGCCACUGCCACAGCUCUCGCCGCCGUGAAUCUCCUCCCCAACGUCCCCUUCGCGUCCUUCUCUCGUUCGGAGAAGCUCGGUCGCGUCGCUGAUUGGACUCGCGCUCUGGCCAACCCCUCCGCACGACCUCCAACCGGAUCCAAAUCUGAUCCCACUGCCGUUUUCGAUUUCUCUGCCUUUGCCGUCGACGACGCCUUCCCCCUCGCCGCCUCCGGCGGAAACCCUGAUGAGGAUUCCGCCUUCCGCCUCGUCGACGGGAAGCCUCCGCCACGUCCCAAGUUCGGACCCAAGUGGCGGGGCAAUCAGCAUCACAACCGGUCGCAGUUGCCGCAGCGGAAGGACGAGGAGGUCGAGGCCCGGAAGCGUGAGGCGGAGAAGGAACGUGCCCGUCGCGAUCGUCUCUACAAUCUCAAACGGAACAAUGCCAAUCAGCAGCGCCGUGAAUCCGCGGUGUUCAAGUCUUCUGUGGAUAUUCAGCCGGAGUGGAACAUGCUUGAUCAGAUUCCUUUCUCCACCUUCUCCAAGCUUUCGUUCUCUGUUCAGGAGCCCGAGGAUCUCCUCCUCUGCGGUGGUCUCGAGUACUACGACCGUAGCUAUGACCGUCUCACGCCUAAGAACGAGCGCCGUCUCGAGCGUUUCAAGAACAGGAACUUCUUCAAGGUCACUACAAGCGACGAUCCUGUCAUCAGGCGCCUGGCGAAGGAAGACAAAGCCACUGUCUUUGCCACCGAUGCUAUUCUCGCGGCUCUGAUGUGUGCUCCUCGAUCAGUUUACUCUUGGGAUAUCGUCAUCCAGCGCGUUGGGAACAAGUUGUUCUUCGACAAGAGAGAUGGGUCGCAGCUUGAUCUGUUGUCUGUACACGAAACAUCACAGGAGCCCUUGCCUGAAGCCAAAGAUGAUAUAAAUUCUGCUUAUUCUUUGGGUGUGGAGGCUGCGUAUAUCAACCAGAACUUUUCACAGCAGGUUCUGGCGAGGGAUGGGAAUAAGGUAACGUUUGAGGAGCCGAACCCAUUUGCGAAUGAAGGUGAAGAGAUUGCUUCUGUUGCUUAUAGGUAUAGGAGAUGGAAGCUUGAUGAUGAUAUGUAUCUUGUUGCAAGGUGUGAGUUACAGAGCGUUGUUGAGGCCAACAACCAGAGACAAUUGCUUACUCUGAAUGCUCUUAAUGAGUUUGAUCCGAAAUAUUCUGGCAUUGAUUGGAGGCAGAAGCUUGAUACUCAGAGAGGCGCAGUCUUGGCUACCGAGUUGAAGAACAACGCCAAUAAGUUGGCUAAAUGGACUGCACAAGCUCUCUUAGCCAAUGCGGAUAUGAUGAAGAUUGGCUUUGUUUCGAGGGUUCAUCCUCGUGAUCAUUUUAACCAUGUAAUUUUGACCGUUCUGGGGUAUAAGCCGAGAGACUUUGCUGCUCAGAUCAAUCUGAACACUUCUAACAUGUGGGGUAUUGUGAAAUCUCUCGUUGAUCUGUGCAUGAAGCUUAAUGAAGGGAAGUAUGUUUUGGUUAAGGAUCCAUCAAAGCCUCAAGUGAGGAUCUACGAGGUUCCACCUGAUGCUUUUGAGAAUGAUUAUGUGGAAGAGGCGAUCCCUGAGGAAGAACAGAUACAGCCACCCGAGGAGAAUGCUGAGGCAGAUGGAGCUUCUACUAAUGAAUCCGAGGAUAAGAAGGCCGAUACUCAAGCCUGAUGGUAAUGUGAAGUUUUCUUGUGCGAGCCACUCUCUUCAGUUGAAAAGUUGUCAACUUUCUUGUUAAGAACUUGUGGAAUUAGUGCAAAUGCAAGUUUGGGUUUUGCGAUAAUUGUCUUGUAUCUUGCGACAUUAUCAAUUGCAGGAUAUGGACUUGCGAGAUUCUAAAACUCCUUGAAA